GAAGCAUAUUUGUCUAGGCGUACUGCAGUUCAACAAUUUAAAUUUGUUGACCCCUGGAUUCUUCAUUUGUCUUCAUCAACAAAACCAUUCAGCCAUAUACUGUUGGAUAAAGGUGAUAUUUUUUUGGCCCAGGGUUCAAAGGUAGUAAAGGUUGAUACCUCUCCAAGUGCUCCGCCAGUUACCCUUUCAGAUCAUAAUGCAAGAAUUACUUGUAUGAGAUUAUUUUCCCUCAACGAAACAUCUCUUUUUCGAAGUGAGGCACAAAUUAAAGAUAAAGUUUUGAUAACCUUAAGCUGUGAUCACUUCAUUCGUCUAUGGUGGAAGGACUGUUGCCAGCACUGUUUAAGAGGUCAUAACGGCCCAGUUACGACUCUUUCAGAUAAAUUGCUAGGUGACUGUAGUGGAAAAGUACUUGCAAGUGGAGGUGAAGAUGGUACUGUUCGUCUUUGGUCCCUGACCUCAAGUGGCAAACGUGGUCAACGUGCUUUAAGAACUACCUUUCAUGGGCAUGAGAAACCUGUCUCACUGUUGUCAGUUGCUGGGCACAAAACCUCUCUCCUGGUGAGCAUUUCAAAAGAUGCAAAGGUGCGUAUGUGGGAUACGACUUUGUCAUCUGCUGGUCGCUCCUCAUCCUGUGUGGGAAUGAAUAGUGUGCUUGGAGCACCUGUGGGUAUAAAAUGCCAUGAAUCACUAUGUUAUAUUGCUGCUGGUACUGCGGUUACAGCAAUUGACCUGAGAACAACGCGAAGAGUUGUCACAGCAGCAAUUCAUCAGCCAAAACUCUACUCUUUUGAGAUGCUGCCCUCUAAAUCCCUCAUCUGCACUGGUGGAAUUGACAAAGUGAUGCUGUGGGAUAUUAGGAAAACCCAAGAGAAACCAGAACCUAUGGCAGAGUUGGAUGGGCAUGUGGGUCCCGUAUCACAUCUACAAAUUGAUCCAUAUAAAAUAAUCAGUGGAGGGCCAGAAGAUUUCUACGUGAAGGUUUGGGAGACUGAUACUGGUGUGCAAAUGAAUUCUUUGGAAUGUUGUAUUCCUGAUGAAUCAGGCUCCGGAAUUGGGUGCUCUGCCAUGGCCGUUGAUGGGUCUCGAAUGGUAACUGGCAGCUGUGGUGUAGAACCUGGAUCAGCAUACUUUAGGGACUUCAGCAAUGCUACUCAUCCAAUUGCUUCAAAUGAGGACGGCGUCUCUUCUAAGUAUUGGGAGCUAGAAGUGCACUCUGGUCGCCAAUGACUGACUGCAUGUUCAGCUUGCAAAGCUCAAGUCUUCUGAUAUAUUUAUUGACCAUACACAUUGGUUUUAGACGAAUGUUUAUCUAGUUACUGAUAUGGUAGUGAAAAGCUAGAGUUUUUAUCUU
This is a messenger RNA of Telopea speciosissima, 1354 nucleotides long. Its product is annotated as F-box/WD repeat-containing protein pof1-like. Lineage: Eukaryota; Viridiplantae; Streptophyta; Magnoliopsida; Proteales; Proteaceae. Bases 214 to 1230 code for a protein of 338 amino acids. The record is from RefSeq and is a predicted model, not a curated record. The transcript has 7 exons. Gene Ontology annotation, molecular function: protein binding.